This is a messenger RNA of Amphiprion ocellaris (clown anemonefish), 5413 nucleotides long. RefSeq names its product collagen alpha-1(XVIII) chain-like. Bases 150 to 3953 code for a protein of 1267 amino acids. The transcript has 45 exons. The record is from RefSeq and is a predicted model, not a curated record. NCBI's taxonomy places the organism in Eukaryota, Metazoa, Chordata, Actinopteri, Pomacentridae.
GCUAAAGGAGGAGGAGGGUUAGAGGUUUUUAUUUUGGACUGAGUGAGAGAGAGAGGCAGAGUGUUCUCCAUCUCUCUCUCUCUCUCUCUACUAUCACCACCACCACAUAUGAACAGGGAACUUUAGUGUAAAGCUUCUCAUCACUCACGAUGACUUCACGCAUUCCUCCCUGGUUCUUUGGAUUAUUUCUACUUGCCCUCCGGUUGUGCUGCCGCUGCUCCUCUGCCUAUCAGCUGCUGGACGAUGCUCGUUCUCAGGGAGCCUUGGACCUCACAGAGCUGAUCGGUGUUCCCCUUCCUCCAUCUGUCUCCUUUGUUACGGGAUUUGAGGGUUACCCCGCUUACAGCUUCGGCCCGGACGCUAACGUCGGACGCCUCACAAAGUCAUUCAUCCCCGACCCAUUCUAUCAUGACUUCGCCAUCACGGUCACGGCUAAACCAACCACACGGCGUGGUGGAAUGUUGUUCGCCAUCACGGAUGCCUAUCAGAAAAUCGUACAGUUAGGUAUAGCAUUGUCCGAAGUGGAGGAUGGUUCCCAAAGAGUGGUGUUGUACUACACCGACCCAGAAACAAGAGGUGGGACCCAAGAAGCAGCUUCGUUCAAAAUGGGAGACCUGACAGGAAGAUGGGCGAGGUUUACGCUGACUGUACAGGGUGCAGAGGUGCGUCUCUACAUGGAUUGUGAGGAAUACCACAGAGUUGCCUUCACCAGGAGCGCUCAGCCUCUGACCUUCGAGCCCAGCUCAGGGAUCUUUGUCGGGAAUGCCGGGGGUACGGGCCUGGCGAGGUUUGUGGGCUCCAUCCAGCAGCUGGUGCUGAAGUCAGAUCCCACGGCCCCAGAUGACCAGUGUGAGGAGGAUGAUCCUUAUGCCUCUGGAUAUGGGAGCGGCGAUGAUGCUUAUGAUGACAUCGAGGGAAUAGAUGAAGUGAAGAAGAUUGUCGAGGAGCGAGAGUACACCAUGCCCCUUCCUGAGCAGGAUCCCACUUACAGCUCCCCUGUCCGAGCUCCUCCCACUGAAAUAUCCCUAAGCGAUGAUGAAGAUGAAGACAUUGAGGAGACUUCUGGACAGGGGAUGGAAAUCAGCACAGUGAGAGUAAAAUCCUUACCGACCGCAGCUACUCCAGCUUCCACACCUGAAACUUCCCUCCAAGUGUCUCCAGGACAGAAAGGGGAGCGAGGGGAGCCGGGUCCAGCUGGUCCACCAGGACCUCCUGGCCCUCCAGGACCAGCCUCAGGAGAUGGAGAAAGUGGAAAGCCUGGACCACGGGGCCCACAAGGACCACAGGGACCCUCAGGCUCACCUGGACUUCCUGGGAAAGAUGGACAACCAGGAAGCAAAGGUGAAAGUGGUUCCUCGGGACCAACAGGAUUCCCAGGACUACAGGGAGAGCCUGGUCCUAAGGGAGAAAAGGGUGAUACAGGGGUUGGACUACCCGGUCCUCCAGGUCCUCCUGGGCCUCCAGGUCAACCCAGCAAGUCCUCCAGGUUCAUGGAGGGGUCUGGAUUUGAAGACUUUGACAGUGAUGCAGAGAUUUUAAGGGGUCCUCCAGGACCUCCAGGUCCCCCAGGACAGCCAGGACCCCCAGGAACCCCAUCUGAAGACAUCUUUCCUGGACCACCUGGGGCUCCUGGGAAAGAUGGAAAAGAUGGAGAGAAGGGUGAACCUGGACUUCCUGUGAUUGAGGAAUGGAUUAGUGGCUCUGGCUCUGGUUUUGGGUCUGGGUCUGGUCAGGGAGUCGAUGGAAAAGAUGGUGAUCCUGGGCCUGCUGGGGAGAAAGGAGACAAGGGAGAGCCUGGUGUGAGUGGGCAGCCAGGACCAAAGGGAGAUCAGGGCCCGCCAGGGUUCCCCGGCAUACCAGGGUCAGACGGACCAGAGGGGCCUCCUGGUCCCAGGGGUCCACCUGGUCCUCCUGGGCCCCCUGGACCUUCAGGAAGAGGCUACACUCUGGACUUUGAGGACCUGGAAGGAUCUGGGUUGCUGGCAGAUUUUGGAGCUGGACUGUCCAGAGGUCUACAGGGACCUCCAGGAACCCCUGGUCCCAAGGGUAAAGAUGGUGUAGACGGCUCGCCGGGAAAGCCAGGGCAGAAGGGGGAGCAAGGUGUCCCAGGACCACCAGGGUUUCCAGGUUUGGAUGGGCUGACAGGGGAAGAGGGAGCAAAGGGGGACAAAGGUGAUCCAGGACAAAAGGGAGAGGCAGGACAGGAUGGACUCAGUCUACCAGGUCCUCCAGGACCACCUGGACCACCAGGGCCCAUCAUCAACCUUCAGGAACUUCUACUUAAUGAUACAGACGGUGCCUUCAACUUCUCAGGGAUUUUUGAUGCUCAGGGACCUGCUGCACCACAAGGUCCAAAGGGUGACCUUGGGUUGCCAGGUUUGCAAGGACCUCCAGGACUGAAAGGUCAAAAGGGUGAACCAGGGUUUAUCAUAGCAGCAGAUGGAUCCAUGAUGUCGGCCUUGUCUGGGCCAGUGGGACCAAAGGGAAUGAAGGGAGAUAACGGUAUAUCAGGACCCCCUGGAAUGCCAGGACCAAUGGGACCACCAGGACCCAAAGGAGAAUUUGGUUUCCCUGGAAGACCAGGUCGCCCAGGUCUGAUGGGACCUAAAGGUGAGACGGGGGAUUCUCCAGGACUGCCAGGACCUCCAGGCCCUCCUGGACCACCAGGCCGCCCAGGAAUAUUCAAUUGCCCUCCUGGGACGGUGUUCCCCAUCCCUCCUAGACCCCACUGCAAAAUGGCCCUCAAUCCUGAUGGAACGAUUGCAGCUGGUAACUGUCAGACGGGACCAAAAGGAGAAAAGGGAGAACAAGGUCCCCCUGGGUUGCCAGCUCCACCAAGCACAUUUCUUCCCAGAGGAGGCUGGGCGCAGAGUACGAGAGGUGACCAGGGCAUCAAAGGAGAGAAGGGAGACAAGGGGGAUACAGGGGAGACAGGGUUUCCAGGGCAACCAGGUAUCCCAGGGAGACCAGGACUGGUGGGACCCAAAGGAGAGUCGGUGCUCGGUCCUCCAGGCCAGCCCGGGGUGCCAGGCUCUCCCGGUAUCCCAGGAUACGGCAGACCUGGUCCUGUUGGGCCUCCUGGGCCACCAGGGCCCCCUGGGUCAUCCUCAAGAUAUGGCUCAGCUCUGACCAUCGCUGGACCCCCCGGUCCUCCUGGACCACCUGGACCUCCUGGUUCUUCCAGUAACUCAGCAUCUCUGAAAACAUUUUCGACUCGUGAGAGUAUGAUGCAGCACACCGUCAAGGAUGCAGAAGGGACUCUGGCCUACGUCACGACAACAGGAAACCUCUUCCUUAAAGUUUCCCAGGGAUGGAAGGAGAUACAGCUCGGCAGUCUGAUCUACCUCUCUAAUAACAUUAUUCCACAAGAUGAGCCUCGAGUUUCAUAUCAUGUAAGAGGAGACACAAUGGAAAGGAUACGUUCAGCUAAAGAAAGGCUCAACCUGGUGGCCCUGAACCAGCCCCAUUCAGGGGACAUGAUGGGGCUCGACGUGGCUGACCGGAUGUGCUACGAGCAGGCCAAGGCGAUGGGUUUGGCUCCAAACUACCGUGCCUUCAUUUCAUCCCACAGACAAGACCUGGUCCACGUCGUCUAUCCCGGUUUCCGGGAAACUCUGCCAGUUACCAAUCUCAGGGGAGACGUGAUGUUUAGGAACUGGCGGUCAAUCUUCAGCGGUGACGGGGGGGCGAUCAAUGCCAGGAUACCCAUCUACUCCUUCGAUGGCCGGGAUGUCUUAGCUGACCCCUUCUGGCCUCAGAAGAGCAUCUGGCAUGGCUCCACCAGCAAGGGUCACCGAGUGGUGGACAAGCACUGCGAGACGUGGCGAGCCGACCACGUGUCCGUCAUGGGCCAGUCGUCCAGCUUGACCUCGGGUCUGCUACUGGGCCAGCAGACGCGAAGCUGUUCCGAUGAAUAUAUCGUCCUUUGCAUCGAGACCCAUAAAAGCCCCUAAACCUACCCCUUAUACCACUCCACCAAGGAACCCAACCCAGCCACCGUAAAGGCGAAACACUCUGAGACUUGACUCGAGUGUCUAGAAAAGGACGUUGUUUUCAGCACAUCUUUGGUGCUACAUGUAACAUUUUGUGGUUUUUAAAACAGAGGACCAUGUUGACAACUUGAUGCUUUCCUUCGCAAAGAGAAUGUUAGUAUUUGUCACUCUGCUUCCUCUUCUGACAUCCCUCUUUUUACGAGGAAAUCGAGGCCGUGACAAACUCCUCACAACAGCCCAAGGUAUCUUCUUGGAAGCCGGCGUGAAGAUGAUGCCACGCUCUGGAAACGGAAUGAUUUUGCGGACUGCCUGCAAAGCAAAGGAAGGGAAUGUACCUUUGUGCCUUUGUGUCGUAAAGCAGUCUGAAAGAUUUGGAACCUGGGGGCACAUACUGUAAUGUAAAAUGCAACAGAGAGGCUGAGGCAGGCUGCCAGUCUUCCAAGCAGCAGUUGUACUUAUUCAUAACAAUAACAUCUCAAAUGCAAUGUGGUAAUGACUUAUUAAUCUUAAAAUGAUACACGCAGCACCUUCAUCCAAGUUGCAACAAGACACGUCUGUGUCACUUUACAAGAACCAAAUAUAAGGUGACACAGAUUUCCCCCCCCCCCCCCCCCCCCCCCCGACAGUCACCCAGAUGUGUUGAGGAUAAGACGUUUCUUUUAAAAGUCUCUUUGUCCUUCCAAAGACUGAAAGUAGAGACUGAGGGCGGCUGCAGGAAUCUGUACUCGUCCUGAAACUUGGCAGUCCAAAGACUUUUGUGAUAGAAGCGUAAAAUGCUACUUUGAUUAUUUUGUUUACAGGUUGUCAUGGAAGUUUUUUUAAUCCAUUUUUUUUAUGAAUUUCAGGAAACAUUUACUAAAUAUUUCAACGGCCACAACUUUCCACAGCUAACUUUGUCCCUCGUCCAUAAAAGGGAUGACCAGACAACCAGUGUUGCCACCAAAGUAAUUUUUUUUUGAUGCACUGUACUUCAUUUUUACAAAAAUACUUUCUCAUUCAACAUUUUCAUCAUGGAAAGUGUUGUUUGUGUUGUAGCUUUUCAUACAUCUUGGUGAUCUCACUUCUUAGCAGCUCUUUCUCUUUAAUAGGCUAUUUAAUUUAAAUUCAGUGAUUUAUUUAUACCGUCACAGCACAUAACAUGAAAUCAGAUGAUUGAAUUUAAGAAUGUAAUUUAUCGUUUGUUUGUCAAAUGACUGUUUCUUCUCACUUAUUUUUGUCUAUUUUUUAUUUUUUGUACUUUUAGUCUGGAGAAUGUUGACAGCAGUCUAAAAUUAACUCCACCUAGUGUAAAGGUGCCAUUGAAGCAAGCAAUGCAGUUUUAUGUUGGAAAGAAAUACUAGAAAAAGUCCACGGGAAAAAGUGAGAGCAUGUGUUUUGUAUAAAUACUGGUGCUCUGUUGAAUAAAGACUUCUCUUUUCAUA